Molecule: messenger RNA, 1290 nt
Organism: Cyclospora cayetanensis
Lineage: Eukaryota; Apicomplexa; Conoidasida; Eucoccidiorida; Eimeriidae
Exons: 4
Coding region: 1-1290 (429 amino acids)
Biological process (GO): proton transmembrane transport
Cellular component (GO): vacuolar proton-transporting V-type ATPase complex
Molecular function (GO): proton-transporting ATPase activity, rotational mechanism
Source: RefSeq, a predicted model, not a curated record
AUGCCUUUCCGGCUGAGAUGGAGGCGCUCAAAGGCUACGCAAAUCGCGAGCCAAAAGUCCGUCGCGGAACAUGGGUACCCAAAGGAUCGAGGGAGCCUUAUUGAGGGCCCUAAAGAUGAACAAUGCGAAGCUAACGCAGGUAGAGUCCUCGCAGAAACUAUUUUCGUGCAGCCUUCCAGUGCUCAUGGCGCAUCCCCGUGUGUCACGAUGGAUUCCAAGCCAUCGCUGUUCAGGAGGACGCUGUCGAACCUCUCGCCAAAAAUUGCACCAAAAGUGAACGCUGACAGUUCUGAACCUUGUGGGAAUGAUCAAGGUGGUGACAAGCGUGGUAACGAAGCAGAGGGCUCCAAGAACUUAGUGGAAAAUAAUGUACGAGCCGAAUCUGGUAUGGCCAAGAGGGCACACGCAUUGCACAAUUUCCUUCCCCGAUUCUACGGAGCGCAUCACCAGCAAACUCCUGGAGCCGCAACCAAUGAGGACUCAGGAGAACAUGGGGUGCAUCCGGCUCAUAUGCCACUUCAUUUACCACAUCUUCACUUGCCGCACAUCCUUGAAAGCAGGUCACACCACCAGGCCACCCAUCAUGAUGGCCCUUCUGCAGCAGAGUUCGAGGCGGAAGUGAUGAAGAUGCUUCAGAGCGCCACAGAUCGUGCAAAAGGGAUAAUUGAGGCUGCAAGGGGUGAACGCGAAAUCUUGAUGAGCAGAGCUCGCCUUGAGGCCGAGGACGAAAUAAAGGAUAUGAGGCACUCUCUGGAACGAGAGUUUUUGCAAAGUCAUGACACGGAUGAUAGUGAGCAAGAGACUUUACGCGUGGCAACUACGAAAGAAGAAGAGCUAAUGCGUCAAAUUCUUCAGUUUUCUGAGAAAAACAUGGAAGUUUCGGUAGCCCUAUGCGUGGACAGUGUUCUAAACGUGGACAUAUCGCUCCCUCCAGAGCGCCGAGAUGCUUUACGCAACCUGAAGAGGAACCCUCCGAAUUUCUUUCGAAAGAGCCAGGCCCACAACUACCCCUCAGUGCGUAACAGUCUGGCGCAGCGUGCGACCAAAACCACGCGGGGCCUUGGCUGGGAAGCUGAGAAUUCUUGGGAUCAGGAUCCUCGCGACAUUUUGCUACCUACGCAUCGCACAGACGAACAACCAGAUGUAUAUGCUGCCAUUCUGGGGGGGCGUGCACUCACUGAAGAAGAUCGGUUCCAGAUAGAUUUCGAUGAAUUGGAGUUAACUCCAGCUGGAACGUUCUCUGCAACCGUUCAACACUUGCAGCGCGCAUGUGGCUGCCUUCUAGGAUGA